Molecule: messenger RNA, 7050 nt
Organism: Cryptosporidium ubiquitum
Lineage: Eukaryota; Apicomplexa; Conoidasida; Eucoccidiorida; Cryptosporidiidae
Product: leucine-rich repeat-containing protein
Exons: 1
Coding region: 1-7050 (2349 amino acids)
Molecular function (GO): protein binding
Source: RefSeq, a predicted model, not a curated record
AUGUCAAUACAAGAUAACGCGACAGAAUAUGUAACCGAGCUUUCCAAAUAUGAGUUUUUUAAGCUCCUUGGUAAAGGAUGGAAAUAUAAAAGUCACAAGGUUUUAGAUUUUAGUGGUCAGAGAUUUAAGCUAACAACUCUAAGAGGCACAUCAAAUGGUUUGUUGAACAAAUACUUGAAUUUAAGUGAAAUUGAAACAAUAGAUCUAAGUAAUAAUGAUUUGGUGAGCUUGGAAGACAUUUUUAGUUUAGAUGACUCUUUAAGGUUUUAUUCUUUGAUCAAUCUGAAUUUGAUGGGAAACAAGAUUUCAAAAUUUGAAAAUCCAAUCUCUUUGCCAUACCUAAUUAAGCUUAAUAUAAGUUCAAACAACUUAUCAGAAUUACCUGAUUUAACAUGUUUGGAAAAUCUUAUGUACCUUAAUCUUUCUAAUAAUAACAUUCAAAUUAAUGGAUCUAGAAAAGAAGCUUGGAAAAAUAUAAGCAAAUGUACCAAACUAAGACGGUUGGAUUUGUCAUAUAAUAACAUAAGCAUAUCGCCAAGUAUCUUGGGAAGGUUAGCUCUAAUGUUCAAAAAUUCUUUGACGGAAUUUUCCAUUCAAGGAAACCCAUUUUGCAGUAUAUUCCCGGAAUAUCAAUCAUUAAUAAUUUCCUGUUUACCUAAAUUAAAAUACUUCAAUGGACGCGAAUUAACGGAUUUACAAAGGAAGAGAAAUAUGAAUUUUAACUUUGACCUUAUGGAUAACUAUGAUGAUGUUUAUGAUCUGAGACAAGGAAGCAGAUAUGAUGCUACAAAAAUCCUUGAACUUGGGAAUAUUCGCAGUACUAACUAUGGCCGUAUUGACAUAUUAAUAGAGUUACUUGAAUACUUAAUUGAUGAGGGGCCAUCAAUACAACUUUGUGCAAACAUUCUUCAAGGGUCAGAAACUAUUUAUAAUGAGACAAUGAAACCCUGGACAACAGACUAUGGGGGUGAUUUAGGUGAUAUAGAUCCUUUUGAAGCAAGAAGGUUUAUCAAUUUAUUCAGCCCUUCUGCAAGAUUACCUAGCGAUAGAGCAAGAGAAACUGAAAGAUUUUUGGAACUUUUUGCACUAGCAAUUGAUCGGCAGGAAGAAAACCCUAUUACUCAAAAUUCUGACUUUUGUAAGAUUUGGUUAUUAACUGCCUUGGUUCGUUUAAUUCAUAUUCCAGCAGGAGGGCUUGCAAUUGGAGUUUCCAGACUACUUGGAGGCCUUAUGAAUAAGAAGGAUGUUCAAAGUGAAGUUAGUUAUAUAAUAAGCACACUUGUUUUCCCUGCUCUUAAGGGUCGCCAGUUUUCUGACCCAAUAGUGCAAACAGUAUUUGCAUCUGUAUCAAUUCUGCCGCACAGUAGGUUAUUAGCAAUGGCACUAAAUGAUCACAUGGGAUUGAUAUUAAAUUAUACUUCGUCUUAUGUUAGAACAGAGUUUCAUAAGCCAUUAAUGUCUAUUUUGGCAUUAGUAUCACUCUACAAAGACAAUGCUAUUAUUUUAUCAGGGUAUGGUGUGCCAACGGACCUUGCUGGAACAUUGAUUACUUUAUAUUUAUAUUCAACUCCAGCAAACAUAAAUAAAGGCGGAUUUGGAGAGAUGGGAAACCAAGGCCAAUCAUUAACAGUGAAUAGACCAAAAAAUGAACCAUUUUUUAAAUGGUCUUCCACUGAACAUAUAUUGUCCGACCAAGCACUCGAUUACAUUUCUCGCGAGAUUUCGGCAUCUGGCCAGCUUGGAAGAGGUGACUCAUUUUCAAUUCACAAGAUAGCUAAAUUACUUUCAAAAAAACGUAAUAAACAGCAAACCAUUUAUAAAGGAAAACAAAAGGAAACUCUGAACUUAAACAUUCUGCCAGAUUUUGUUAAAUUUACAGACUUUCAACAAGCAUUGAUCAUCUUCUACUUAAAGAUAAUUAGAAAUUGUUGUUUGGCUUCUGAAAAGGCAUCAAAAGCAUGCGUUGAUCUGGGAUUACAUUCUAAUUUUCUAAUGCCAAUACUUUCUGAAUUUUUAUCGAGUGGUCUUACAUCAAAGUUUGAUGAAAAAACAUCAAUACUAUGUUCAGAGGUUAUUCAAACUGUAAACUGUUUUGUUGAAUCUAGCAAAGUCGCUUUAAUGCAAAUGAUUGUAAAUUUUCAUCUUAUUGAUUGGAUGUUAAUACCUAUCAAAGAAACACCAUUUGGUGACCCAGAUGUCGUAUUUGCCUGUAUGAGUACAUUGUUAAGUAUCUGUAAUAGAAGUGAACAAGUUGAGUCGAUACAAUAUACCCCAAUUUCCGAAAGUUCAUCGUUGAUAGGGAAGGCUCUAAAUAUAUAUAAUGGCAAUAUACCACUUGGAACUCAAUUCCGAAUUUUUGGAAAUGGUGAAUCAUUCCAAGUUCUCAACUAUAUUAUCCAACAAAUGGAUUUUUUAAAUCCACAAUUAGAGUUUUUAAAUGGGAACCAAUAUUUUAGGGAAAUGGUUUCAUUUUACAGUUCAAAUAUUGAGGAUUCAAAUAGUUCUUUAAAAGAUUCACUGGAAAUAUUAAAAAACGCAAACUCAGAUAAAGUCCAAAAGAGUAUUCAGGCAAUUCUCAAUAUGAUUGUAUUUCUCUUUCAGAAUAAGACGAUAGGAAUUUGUUCAAAAGUUAUCGAGGAGAUAUAUAGAAGAGGUUAUUGUAUUCUUUUCAUGAGGUUGCUUGAGAUUCCGGGUGAAUCUGUUCCUAUUUCAGCUAUUCAAAUACUUUCCAUGAUAGAUAUUACAGAAAUGGAUACAAUAUCUAUAAAUGAACUAUUGAGACUUUUAAAGAUUGAGUCACUUAACAAAGAUAGCGUAAAGAAAAGUGGAAGUGGAGACGAGCUCGCUUUAUCUGAAAGUAAAGACAUUACUAGUGCCGAAAAUGAUCUUGCGUUUAAUAUUUUGGGGCCUCUUUGGACACAUAUACUUAAUUAUAUUCGUAGACUGAUUAAUAACAAGGGUAGUAGUAAUUGGUAUAUUUUCAAAGAAACAUUUGCAAAAGAUAUCGGUCUAAUCAUCUUUUCAGGUCUCAAAUAUUCUUGGAAUCAGUUUAUUUUGAACUCUCCUUUUAAGCUUGUUGUCAAUCACUUGAGUAAUGUAAAUGAAGUUCAGAUACAAGAUAUGUUUUCAAUUCUUUCUUCUUCUAGAGUUAUAAGAGCAUUGUCUAGAUAUAAAGGUUUUAGAGAAUAUUUGAGGACCCCUGAAAUACAGUCCAUAUUCGAAUAUUCUUUGAAAAAAGAAGAAAAAUACUUUGCUGCAUUUGAUCCUGACACUGCAUUGGAAAUUUCGUGGCCGGGAAGAUCAGUAGAUAUAUUAUUAGGUACUUUUAAGGGCCAAAACAGACUUUCAUCUUCAAAAAAGGUUGCAGUUAGAGUUCUUUGUAGAUUGGCUGACGUAUUAACUGGGGUAUCGGAUGAAGAGCUAUUUGAGCUCGAAAAGUCGCAGCUUGAUUACACAUUGCAAUUUAAGAAAAAAACUAACUCACUUAUUGAAGGGAUUUCUACUCUGGAAAGUAAUUUUAUGAAUAUUAUUUCAAGGGAAUCAAGUAUGUGGGAUUUAACAUUGGAGCCUUUUAUCGAACAACUUUUAUUUUUGGAUGAAAUGGAAUUUUCUGACAAAUUAAUUCAAGAUGAAAUGUUUGUUGAGGCUGAUGGAAUUAUUAGAGUUUACCUAUUUUUAUCAAAUUUAAUUGAUGACGAAUUCAGGGACACCAAAGAGAACUCGAAUAACUUAAUUGAAAGUUUUGACAACAAAAAAUCUAUUAUUUCAACGGCAAAUACUUGGGCAGGAAUAUUAAAAGGGUCUAUUAUAAUUAAAGAAAAACGAGUUUCAGAAAAGAUUGAAGAAGAAGAAGACGAUGAUGAUGAAGAUGAGUAUGAUGAUGAUAAUGCUGAAAAUGAAAUGGAUGGAGAAAAUAAAGGAUGGAGAAGUAUUUUUAACUUGAAAAGUAAUAAAGAAAUCGGUGAGGGACUAGAAGAUCAUAAUAUUGAGGAUGAAACAGGUUUGCCAGUGUUAUCUGGAAGCGAUGAUCAAGAAAGUUUGCUUUAUUUAUCAGAUUCUGAUGUUGAAAUUGAAGAAAUCGCAGACUUGGAUUAUGAAGCUAACCCUAAUGAGGAGACAAUCAUUAUACACCCGAGAGCAAGGAAUAUUGUACAUGGUGUUUACAACAAAUAUGGGCCAUUAACAACAGGUUCAAUAGAAAAUGAUUUAAAAGUUUCUAGCUCAUUCAUUUUUGAUAACAUCGGAGGCGCAAAUUCUAGUAACUCUAUUAGUUUGACUUCAACAUCUUUAAGUUCAUCUGAGGCUGUAAAGGCUCAAAACAAAUUAGAAGGAUCCGGCUCUGUUUGGAAGAACAUUAUUUCUGCAACAGUGAAUAAUCAUCUUGCCGUUGCAGCGUUUUUGAGGAUAAUAUUUGUAAGUAUAAAAUCAAAUACUAGUUUGAAACUGAGGAAUUAUGCAAAGAAAGUCAUGAUGAAGCCUUAUGUUUUGGAUGGAACCGCAAAACUAGUAUUAAGCUGUGGAAUAUUAGAAUCUCAUGUGGCUUCAAAGUUUUUAAUAAUAUUAAGUGAAAUUUUUGAGCUUGAAACAAAUACUAAUGCAGCAUCCAUGGAUCUUCUAAUACCUUUAUAUAUCGGAUUUUGGUUUAUAAACUCAAUCUUGGAUACUAUCGUUUAUAUAUUACAACAAGCAACAAAAAGGCAUUUAAAGCCUGAGGAGCAACUACUAUGUACUUCCUUAUGUAAAGCAAUAUAUUCAAUGUUAGAUUCAUUGGGAAAUAUACAAUUUUCUAGAACUGAAUCGAUAAAUGAAUAUGGGUUGGAAAAAUCCAUUCGUUAUUUUAUUAGCCCAUUAUUAUUAAAUUGUCUAGAACAAAUGGUACUAUUUGAUAUACAGGUAUCGAUAGGUAGCAGUCAUGGCAGCUAUAUGGCUCAUAUCCCAUUAAUGUUUUCUAGAAAAUACAUACUAGGAAAAAAAGAGGAGAUGCCAGAGACCAUAAUUAAGUUAAGAGAAUUAAUGAGACAAUAUAGUUCAAAAUCUCUUUCAUUAUUGAUGGAAAAAUCUUCAAAGUAUAGAUACUAUGUUGUGGAAGGCUUUACAUUCCAGACUAUCUUUAGGCAUUUUCCACUAAGACGCUCUUUUAUGUUUGAGUUAAUGGAACAUGUUAAUACUUUACAUUUUUCAAAGGGUGUGGAACUCUUUUUAUCAUAUUAUUAUGAAAGAAAUGAGAGGAUAAUUGGCGUUUAUCCUUGCUAUGUAUUUAUCCAGACCAAAGAACUAAGAGAUUAUGUUAAAAAAGAGAAAAAAAAUAAAGAUAGCAAACACUCAGAUAAGAAAGGUAAUGAUAUAUCUGCAGGUAUUGCUAAAUAUACAGGAAUAGAUCUAUCAAAGGUUUUGGGAGACAAUUCCGAUAAUGAAGACCCAGGACCUCCUCCAAGCAUAAGAAGUGUUUUAAUAUUGACUACAAAUGCUUAUUAUAUUUUUGAAAGACCAAAAACGGUGAGAAAUGUAGUAUCAACAGAGCAAUUUAAGUAUAAAGAGGACCCGAUUGCCAUUAUAAAAAGGGAAUAUUCCGACCUAAAGAGAAUAGUUAGAAGUUUUUUAGGCGAACAAUCCGCAAUGCUUGGAUGGAACUGUAAUUCUCAUUAUAAAUCUCAAAACGAUAAAAAGUUGGAAAAUAUUGAUGAGACAAAAGAAUAUAAUUUUACGUGGAGGAACACAAUUUAUGACAUAAUCAUUUUUGACAAGAUUGAAGAUAGAGAUGAAAUGUUGAAUCGAAUCAGAAAAAAAUCUGCAGAAUUUUUGAGUAUGCCAUUGAAUAUAUAUAAUGAUUUUGUCAGUAGAAGUUGUUUGAGCCAUUUAUUAAGAAUUGAAAAUGUUAGAGCAAUACAAUUUGCUCUGGGUGAAAAGAUAAAGCCUGAUGAGAUUAAAAACCCAAAAAUAGAUAAGUUAUAUUCUUUAAGACCACCAGAUGUAAAAAAAAAGAAGUUUUUUAUUGAUGAAAUGAUAGAUACAGUUUCUGAUCUAAUUUUCCCUCCAAAGCGUAAAAGUAGAUUUCCUAUUGCUCCAUAUCCGAGAGCAGCGAUUUUACAUGAUGCGGAAAAGGCACAGCUAAAAUUAUAUGUAAUAACAAUUAAUAGUGUUUAUGAGUUUCUUGUAGAUUGGAGAUUUUGGUUUUGCCCUGAUUCAAACAUGCUAGAAACUGGUGAGGAUUUAUAUUUUAGAAGAGAAAUGGUAAUACCACCAAACGUCGAGAUUUCAAGUUUAAAAGAAGUGAAUGAUGAUAUUUCUGGAAUUCAAAAGCGUGGGCUGAUGAAUUUUUUGGGAAUAUUAGAUAAAAUACCCAAUCAAAAUGUAAAUAUAUAUGGGAGCGAACUUCAGGAUAAUGAUAAUGAAACAAAGGAUAACAAAAAUGAGAACAAUAAAAACUCAAAAACAACGAAAACCAAUAAAGAAAAAAUAGAAAGUAAAUCUAUUGGAAUCUCAUUAAAAAAUUUUAGAUCUGAAUUUUCCACAUGGUAUGAAACAAGGUUAAAACUUGCCAAAGAAAAUUUAUUUCAAAAACUACGUGUUUUCAGGAUUCAUCGUUUAAGAAUUGCACAAUUUGGGCCAUUAGAAGAACCAGAAGUCAAAUUAGUAUAUCAAUUAUGCCCGAAAAAAAAAAAGAAGAGAAAGAAGUCGAAAAAUAAACGAGAAAUGUCCAAAAAGGACACAGAAAAUGAUGCAAAAACUAAAAAUCUCAAACCUACAAGUAGUGAUGAAGAUCCUUUAUUAGAAUCUGACGAAAGUGAUGGUGAUAUUAGCGAUUCGAAGGAUGCCACCAGUAAAGAAAGAAAAAAGCUGUCUAGACUAACUUCCCUUCAAAUCAUUUUUCUUGAUGAUUCAGCGAGAGAAAGAUUUAAGAUAGGUAUUGCAAUAGUCAUUAAUGAACUCGAAAAUUCCAACGACUGGAAGAGAAGAAUGGUUCCUGUGCUCAAUCCUCCAAAUCUCAACAAAGUCCAACAAAAAAACUACAAAAACGAUAAAUCGGUAUUCUCCUCGUUCUUAUUAUAA